CACCGUGCUAAUGAACAGCGACCCGCUCACUUGCAGUUCCUCCGCCUCGGUCUCAGCGCAGCGGCGAUGCGCUCCUCCUCUGCCGUAGCAACACAUCGAGGCGAGCUAAGGAUACACUCGUCUAUUUUUGUCAUAAUAUUUCGGUGUAGUUUUUUUUUCUUUUAAUUUAUUUAAUAAGAAGACUGAAACAGCUCCGAAGAGAAACAAAACCGCAACCCCCGCAAGCUCUCAUCUGCUUCUCUUCUCGCUUUUUUUUUUUUUUUUUUUUUUUAAAGCAGUCAUAUUUGUUGUUUUUGGUCUCACGAAUAUUGAAGAGGAUAGUCCGAUGUAUUAUGGAUGCUUUAUCUGUUUGUGAAGGAAACGCUGCGGAUCUUAUGAUCAUGGACUCGGAUGCGGGCGAGAGAGCCGAACAAGAAAGCUCGGCAGGUGAGAUGGUGGAGGUGCCACAGGGUGCAAGAGAGCCCAGACCGGGCCUGAUCCACACAGAGGGAGUGCCCCCCAGCCCCCCCAGGACAGCCCCCCUCUCCCAGCUUUACCACCAGGUCUCGGGGGGCACCGGCUCCCGCGAUUCGCCACUGCUGAGGAGAUGUCGCUACUGCGGGCACCGGCAGCCAACUACAGCCAGCUCCAGGCCCGAGCACUGUCCAAUCACAGACAGCCCUCGGCCGGACUGCCCCCCUGCCGCAGUCAGGACCGCCCUCAGCUGUAGCUCCUCCCCUGUGCCUUCUGGCCGCGACACAGUGCACUGCCAUUGGCUACAGGGAUCACAUGACUCCAGGAACCACCAGCCAGUGCAGCAGCACGUGGUGACUGUCAGGCAUGAGUCCCAGUACCGGAUCCCUAGAAGCUAUUCCCAGCUGAUUGCUGACUGGCCGAUGGCAGUGCUGAUUACCUGCGCUGUGGUGUUCCUGGUGUGCUCAUUGGCCGGGGUGCUGAUCGGUCCCCUGCCAGACUUCUCAGAUCCUCUCUCAGGCUUUGAGCCACGCGGCACUGAAAUCGGGACGCGGAUGCAUGCCUGGAUCGAGCUGCAGGAGAGCACGGAGACAGGGAAGCUACUGUUCCUGUCUCCCAACCAGUCCCUACUCAGUGAGAAGAAAGGGGGCGCUGUGGGGGAGAGAGAGGCUGUACCCCCCGGCCCUGAGACCAAGGAGAAGAGGAGAAAGAGGAGGAUGGUGGAAUGGGACUUCACGCAGGAAUCCUUCUUUUGCAACUCUCCCAACGUCAGCUUUGCUCAGCUGGUGUUCCGCUCUGGAAAUUCGGACAGUCUCUGGAGUCUCUCCGCGAUUCACUCCAUGUGUAAAAUGGAGGAGGAGCGGAUCCGGUCCCACUCUCACUUCCAGAACCUGUGCCUCAGGCGGGGCGAGGAGGGCGGGCAGUGCUGCCCCAGCUGGUCCCUGGGCAACUACCUGGCGGUGCUGGAAAACGUGACGUGUGAGGAGCUGAGCGAGCAGCAGCUGUCAGACCGGCUGCACCAGCUGCGGAGGUGUGCUCCCUACUACCACGAGGGCAGCCUGGCGCCGGCCUGCGGGGAGCGGGGCAAGCCCGGCCGCUGCUCCACCGUGCCCGACCAAUGCAAGAGCUCCAGCGCCGUCUACCAGAUCCUCCACUACCUGGUGGACAAAGACUUCCUGGGGCCGCAGACCACCGGAUACCAGGUGCCCUCGCUCAAGUACAGCCUGCUCAUCCUGCCCCUGGGCAGGGGGGAGUCCCUGAUGGACAUCUACCUGCAGAACCUGGAGGGCUGGGACCUGCGCUUCGGCACCACCGCAGUCACCGGCAUGGACCUGGGCAUCAAGAAGCAGCUGUUCUACUACUACCUGGUCAGGGACCUGGUCUAUCCACUCCUGGGGGCGGUCACCCUCGUCCUGGCCACUGCCCUCUACCUGCGCUCGCUGCUCCUGGCCGCCGUCACUCUGGGGGCGGUCCUGGGCUCCUUGGGGGUCUCUUACUUCUUCUACAAGCUGGCCUUCUGCCUUGCCUUCUUCCCCUUCCUCAACCUGGCCACUGUCCUGGUCCUGCUGGGCAGCUGCGCCAACCAGGCCUUCACCUUUUCAGACCUGUGGCGCCUGCAGCUCUCCCAGAAGACCCCCGCUCUCCUGGAGAAGAGGGUGAGCCGAGUGCUGCACGAGGCUGGCUACCUGACCUUGGUGUCCGGCCUGACGUCCAGCGCGGCCUUCUACUCGGGCUACCUGAGCAGCAUCACGGCAGUGCGCUGCUUUUCCCUCUACCUCGGCACGGCCACGCUGGUGAGCUCGCUCGCCGCCCUGGUGUGGCUACCCUGCUCCCUGGUCCUCCGCGAGAGGUACUCACAUGUCACAGUCUCCCCACGGCCGGCCGGCAAGGUGUGCUGUGUCUCGAGCUUAGGGGGGUUCUGGGACAGCAGCUCCAGGAAGCGCUGCCUCUUCUCCCUGGCGCACAAGAUGAGGGGCCUGAGCAGGGGCAUGACCAACACUUCAGACCUCCUGUUCUUGAAGGUCCUGCCUUGCGGGGUGGUCAAGUUUCGUUACAUCUGGCUGUGCUGGUUCACGACGCUGGCUGCCGGGGGCACCUACAUCACCUGCGUGGACCCUGGGAUGAAGCUGCCCGUGCUGGAGAGCCAAGCCACUCAGCUCUUCCGCUCCAGCCACCCCUUCGAGCGCUACGAUGCGGAGUACCGGCACCAGUUCAUGUUCCAGAGGCUGCAGAGCGGCGAAGAGAAGCCCAUGGCCAUCACGCUGGUCUGGGGGGUCCUCCCUGCUGACAACGGGGACCACCUCGACCCCCGCAGCACGGGCUCCCUGGUGAUGGACCCCGAGUUCAACAUGAGCAGCCCCGAGGCUCAGGUUUGGCUGCUGGAGCUCUGCGGCAGGACGCGAAACCAGAGCUUCUACUGGGAGCAGUGGGAGGGAGAGCGCGACAGGGGGGAGAGUGUGUGUCUGGUGGAGAGGCUGGUGCUCUGGAUGAGCAGCAGGCAGUGCUCCCUGAAUGACAACGACAACGGCCUCUGCUGCAACCACAUCCCUUUCCCCUACCGCCCCGCCGUGUUCCAGCACUGCCUUGGCAUAUUCACCGCGGAGAGGAGGGAGGAGGAGGAGAAGAGGGGGCUCCGGUCUGACUCAGGGAGUGUGCGCUUCGACUCCGAGGGCCGUGCGGUGGCCCUGACGCUCGUGUUUGGGACCACCUACCGCUACAGCUUCAACUACAACCAAACGGACCUCUUCUACCAGGAAAUCGACGCCUGGUUCCUGGGGGAGAUGUCAGGGGCUCCCCCGGGGUUGCGUGGGGGCUGGUUCGUGAGCCACCUGGCCCUCUAUGACCUGCAGCAGUGCCUGAGCUCCGAGACUCUGGUGGUGACGGGCUUCUCAGUGGCGCUGGUCUUCACCACGCUGCUCCUAACCACGUGGAAUGUGCUGCUGAGCGUCUACGGUGCCGCGGCUGUGGGGGGCAGCGUCUUCGUGACGGUUGGGCUGCUGGUCCUGCUGGAGUGGCAGCUAAGUGGGGUGGAGGCUCUCUUCAUCUCAGCCGCUGCCGGGCUCUCUGUGGACUUCGUCGCAAAUUAUUGCGUCUUCUACAGCCUCUCCCCGCACACGGACCGGCUGGGCAGGGUGGCGCACUCCCUCAAGAGGAUGGGCUGCCCCGUGGCGCUAGGGGCCGGCUCCUACUUCUGCGCCGGGAUCCUGAUGCUGCCGGCCACCGCCCUGGUGUUCCGCAAGCUGGGCAUCUUCCUACUGCUGGUGAAGUGUGUGGCUUGUGGCUUUGCCACCUUCUUCUUCCAGUCCCUGUGCUGCUUCUACGGGCCCCAGAAGAACUGUGGCCAGAUCCUGUGGCCCUGCACUGCUGCGGGUGUGGACGCAGGAGGCCACAACACCAAGGAGGACGGUUCUGCCCCCGGUGUGGCGGCCACCAGAUCGGCCGCUAACGGAGUGUUUGGCUGCCGGUCAAGAGCCAGGAGGAGUUUCGGGAAGGAAGGAGGCAGGGGCGAGGAGCAGCUGUGUCAGAACCAGCAGGGAGGAGGAGGAGGAGGACGAGGAGGAGGAGGAAGGGGCCGGGGGGGAGAAGAGGAACACUACGAGCUGCAGCCUCUGGCCAGGCAGCUGAGCGACAGCUUCGAGAACAGCACCUGCACCAGCAAGCUGUCCAACCGGCCCUCGGUGCUGAGCGAGGAGAUCCAGUUCCGCGGACUGAGCCCAAGGAGGACCGUGCUGGGGAGGAGUGGAGAGGAGCAAGGGGAGGCUGGGAGGGGAGAGAACCGGGGGCGCCGCCUGCACCCCUGCCCCCCUCCUCCCGCGCUGCAGACAUCCUCCCCCUACAGAGAGAACCUCCUGAGGCCCCUGGCUCCCGCACCACCUCUGGGAGACCAGGCCCAGGACAGGCUGCUGUGCAGGAGGUGCCAGGGCCAGACUGGGGAGCUCCGACACUGGAGAGCAGCCUCCCUCUCCUCCUCCUCCAGCAUGGAAGACAUCACCCAGCCCCUGGACUCACGCCACCCCUCAGUCAGCGACGAAGGGAGAGCAGCCAGCAGCUCUUACCAGCACCACCCCCACCGGCGUCUGCUAUCCUCCCAGUCCCAGAGCUCCUUCGAUGGGCUCGAGGACUCCAACGAGACCUGCCUGAGCGACAUGGAGGGGGGGCCGCCCGCCCCACUGCCCCCCUCCAAGCCCCAGGAGGAGGGGCCACCAGGACAUCUCAACGGAAAGAGGGACACCUUGCGGCUGGCCCUGAGGGAGACUGUGUUCGAUGAAGCGCCCCCAGUGGCUGGGAGGUGCAGUGCGAGCCACGGGGAGCAGCAGCCUGUCAUCCUGCCCAACAGCAAGCCUGACCUGCCCGACGUGUGGAUCAGGAGGGAGGAGGAGGAGGGAGGGGAGGGGAGGGAGGACGACAGCUGAUGGGAACUGAAGAAGUUAUAGAAACUCCCUUAUUGAUAAAAACUACUUACCGUAUUCAAAAAAACCUAAAUGGUUGGCGGAUCUUUGUCUUUUAACUCUUUCUAGACAGACUGGACCAGGACACUGUACAGUACCUGGGCUGCUGUCUUUGAGCUAAAUGCAGCACUCAGACCAGCACAGGGACCCCCAUGUGAAGCUCCCAGUCAGUGCAAAUUGUUUUAAAAUGCAUGGACCGCCAAAGCACUAUUUUUAAACUCCAGAAACUGAACUCUUCAUUCGAAAGCAUGAACACGUGCCAAAAAGGGGAACCUGGGCCCUAUUGAGAGAAUUAAACAGCUAAAGAAACACAAGAAAACAAGAGGUACAGCUGAUACUGUCUGCGGGACACCAUGCCAACGGCUCCAUCUUCUGGUCAGCGCUGUGAAUUACAGUUCCUACUGACCAGCAAGGCUGGCAAAACAAGCUCUAUACACACACACGCACAUGCACACACGCACACACGUAUAUAGGUUUAUUAAAAUGGAAACAGAACAGUUUUUCUGUAGAUUUAGUUUAGUUUUUUUUUUUUUUUUUACAGAAGUUUUCACUUUGACUAAUAUUGAGUAAUAUUUUGGUGCCCCUCCACUACCCAUGGCACGUUAUCACUCAGUCCGGUACGAAAUGUUCCGGGAGCCUCCACACUUUGAGUAGCACAGCUGCUGUAGAGAGUCCUGCUGGAGGACUGAAGAGCAAUAUCGCUGCCUCACAGCCACUCUAAAGUUGGGCUGAAGUUAAAGGUUUGCGUGUAAAUGAUGAUUUAAAGUCAGAGCUAGGGUUUUGUGCAGCUGCUCCUCAAAGUGUGGUGAUUCAGACAGAUAAACAACGUGCUAGGCUGCCCCCAGGGAAGCACAGUUUUAGGGUCUGGCUGGUAUUCUGUGUUGCCAGCCCGCGCCGACCUGCCAAGCAGUCCUGUGAGUUUGAAUAUGCUGUCUAGAUCUGCUGUGUGUCUGUAUGUACAGGACAACAAAAGCAAGUGCCAAACAGACGUGAUUUCCAGAUGCAUUUAUAUUUCUGCCAGUGGAUUCUGUUGCUUUGUUAUUUAUCAGUGUGUAAUUGUACACAGUUGUGGGGCUACAGUCAUGAGAAGCAUUUCUGGCUGGCAGCUUUCUGCUUACAUCUGCCUUUGUUGUUGGUGGAAUGUGUAUUGAACUGAAGGGAGCACAACAUGUUAGGGCUUCUCUCUUCCUGAACAUCAGAGCUCUGGCGUACAAAGUUCCCAUUCAUCUCUCAAAUCCUGACCCCUCAGAGGGGGUUAUUAAACCAGGGGACAGGUUUGGUAAAGUUACAUCUUCAUGAAACAGUUUGAGACUGCUGCCGGUUUAUUAGAAAAGGUUCACGCUUACAAAAGCAUCUUUAAAUAACUCCUGAGGUAACAAUGUUUGCUUAAACACUUCUACUUAUUAAAACAACAACCAAGAAAGACGCAGCAUUCAGCCACAUGGUGGCGCAAAGCUCUUGACUAAAAAAUAACUGUUGAUUUAAAAAAAUAAAGAUUAUUUUUGGUUUGUC
Polyodon spathula (Mississippi paddlefish) is the source of this 6413-nucleotide messenger RNA. RefSeq names its product protein dispatched homolog 2-like. Lineage: Eukaryota; Metazoa; Chordata; Actinopteri; Acipenseriformes; Polyodontidae. Bases 333 to 4865 code for a protein of 1510 amino acids. The transcript has 8 exons. The record is from RefSeq and is a predicted model, not a curated record.